Molecule: messenger RNA, 776 nt
Organism: Ricinus communis (castor bean)
Lineage: Eukaryota; Viridiplantae; Streptophyta; Magnoliopsida; Malpighiales; Euphorbiaceae
Product: ergosterol biosynthetic protein 28
Exons: 3
Coding region: 188-577 (129 amino acids)
Cellular component (GO): endoplasmic reticulum; membrane
Molecular function (GO): protein-macromolecule adaptor activity
Source: RefSeq, a predicted model, not a curated record
UGAGUAUAUGUAUUUCAAUCGGGUUUUAUAUGGGCGGGUUCCGGCUGCCAUUCCUACUUGUAGAUGCUCACAAGUCCGGUUAUAAAAGCGUCAUUGAUUAAAUCAAUACUAAACGGGGUCGUUUGUUGGGUUGACCAGAUUUAUAGGACUGAAAAGAACCGAGCAAGAAAAAAGAAGGAAGAAGAAGAUGAAGGCGUUAGGAUGGUGGCUAAUGCUAGUGGGUUCACUUCGAUUAGCCUCCGUAUGGUUCGGUUUCUUCGACAUUUGGGCUCUUAGGCUCGCUGUCUUCUCCAGUACCACCAUGACUGAAAUUCAUGGGAGGACAUUUGGAGUUUGGACGCUAUUGACGUGCACCCUUUGCUUUCUUUGUGCAUUCAAUCUUGACAACAAGCCCCUUUAUUUGGCUACCUUUUUAUCUUUCAUCUAUGCUUUUGGGCACUUCUUGACUGAAUAUCUAAUUUAUCAAACCAUGGCCAUUGGGAAUUUGACAACCGUCGGUAUCUUUGCAGGUACAUCAAUAAUUUGGAUGCUGAUUCAAUGGAAUGCACAUCAAGAGAGCCAUGCCAAGCAGCCUUGAAAUUUGAAGAACUUGUUGCCGAAUGCCUCAUUUUGCUAUGCUGCUGAUCCCAAGGGAUACUUGUUUGUAGUUUCUAGCUUCUCAUUCAGAGUUUCGCUGUACUAAAUUAACUCUGUAGAUGGUGGUUCAUUUACUGGUUGAAAUGACGACCUUUUUGGAUGAUGUCUAAACUAAUUAGAACAUGAUAUUUUUUAACUUA